This is a messenger RNA of Ipomoea nil (Japanese morning glory), 3103 nucleotides long. Its product is annotated as protein SMAX1-LIKE 3-like. The transcript is spliced from 3 exons. The coding region runs from base 192 to 2804 and encodes 870 amino acids. Lineage: Eukaryota; Viridiplantae; Streptophyta; Magnoliopsida; Solanales; Convolvulaceae. The record is from RefSeq and is a predicted model, not a curated record.
CACCACAAACCCAUAAUCUGAACUCAUCACUAGUCUCUUUCUUGAAAUUCCCUAUGAAAUUCAAGAAUCAUCCUAAACCCCUCCUUCUCAUCAUCAUCAACAUCUGGUCUCUUUCUUGAAACACCACACUAGAUCAGUUCUUGAUUCUUGAAACCAAAAGAGAGAAUUGAAACUCAGAAUUAAUAUAUAAGAUGAGGACUGGUGGCUAUACCUUCCAGCAGUCACUAACACAUGAAUCUGCAGGCAUUGUGAGGCAGGCAAUGAGCUUAGCUAGAAGGAGAGGCCACUCCCAUGUCACUCCUCUCCAUGUAGCUAGUGCAAUGCUGGCUUCUUCUUCUGGGCUGUUCAGAAGAGCUUGCCUCCAUUCCCACUCUCACCCUCUCCAGUGCAAAGCUCUUGAGCUGUGCUUUAAUGUCGCCCUCAACCGCCUCCCAACUUCCUCUUCCAACCCCAUUCUAGGCCCCCAUUCCCACCUCCCUUCCCUCUCCAACGCCCUCGUGGCCGCCUUUAAGCGUGCUCAGGCUCAUCAGAGAAGAGGGUCAAUAGAGAAUCAGCAGCAGCCUAUUCUAGCCUUGAAGGUGGAGGUUGAGCAGCUAGUAAUAUCCAUUCUUGAUGACCCCAGUGUGAGUAGAGUGAUGAGGGAAGCCGGGUUUUCGAGUAGCCAGGUGAAAACCAAUGUGGAGCAAGCUGUUUCCUUGGAGGUUUGUUCCAGUAAGGAAGCUGGGGCAAAACCAUUAGUCCUAGGAAACAACAAUAAUGUUUCUCAGUUAAGGUUGCCAUCAUUUAGCAAAACAUCAUCCUAUGAUCGCCCUAGUCAAGCAGUGAUCAGGGAUGAUGAUGUGAUGGGUGUUUUGGAGGCUCUUAUGAGCAAGAAGAGGAAAAACAGUGUGAUUGUUGGGGAGUGUUUGGCCACAGCUGAAGGGGUAGUUAGGGGAGUGAUAGAAAAGAUCAACAAAGGUGAAGUCCCUGGGGAGGACAUGAGGCAUGUGCAGUUCAUUAGUGUUCCACUUUUGACCCUGAGGAAUGUGUCAAGAGAUGAGUUUGAGGUGAAGCUUGGGGAGCUUAGAACCUUAGUGAAAAGCUACAUAAGCAGAGGUGUUGUUUUGUACUUGGGUGAUCUUAAAUGGGUUUCUGAGUUUUGGUCAAAAUAUGCAGACCAAAGCUCCCACUACUACUCUCCUGUGGAGCACAUGAUAAUGGAGCUUAGCAGACUUUUAUGUGGUGGUGGAAUAGGGGAAAAUAAUGGCAGGCUUUGGCUUAUGGGAAUUGCCACUUUUCAAACUUAUAUCAAGUGCAAAACUGGUCACCCUUCUCUCGAAACUCUUUGGUCUCUUCAUCCACUCACAAUCCCAGUUGGCACCUUGGCUCUUAGCCUCAAGCUUGAGAGUGAUCUGAAUGGUCAAUUUGGAAGCAAGGCAGCAGUACAAGAAGGAUCAAGCUGGGCACUUAGCAGACAACAUCAUAAUAGUAGUGUUGAGAAACAUCUGACUUGCUGUGCAGAUUGCUUGGCAAACUUCAACAAGGAUGCUAGAAACCUAGCCAGCCACACUCCUGUUGUUAAGACUGAGCCAACCACCACCACCACAAGCUUGCCUUCAUGGCUCCAAAAGUGCAAAGAAGAAGAGACCACAAGACAAACCACCAAUGAUCAACAGGAAUGUGAUAAGAUUAGUGAUCUGUGCAAGAAGUGGAACUCAAUCUGCAGCUCAAUUCACAAGCAGCAUACACUUUUUCCUGAGAAAACUUUGAGCUUCUCUUCACCAUCUCCUUGCUCCUCAGCUUCAAUAUCUUCAAAUGAUCAAAGAAGCUCCAAGUUACACCAAAGCCUUCUAAGUUGGCCAGUCAUCUUUGAAUCAAACCAAUCACCUAAAGAACACCAAUUCUUUGCAUCUGAAAAUGAAGCUGCAGUAGAGGGUACAAAUAGCAUGAUCCCAGAUACCAAGCCAGACCUAUUAUCCAACCCGAAUUCGAGUCCUAAUUCUGCUUCCUCUAGUGAAGCGAGUGGGAAUCAUCAUCAUCUUUCCAUGGAGUGUUUGAACAGGUUCAAUGAGGUCAAUUCAGAGAACAUGAAUAUUCUUUGCAGAGCUUUGGAGAAGAAAGUUCCAUGGCAGAAGGAUAGCAUAAUCCCGGAAAUAGUUAGCACAGUCCUUCAGUGUAGGUCGGGAAUGGCGAAGAAAGGGAAUAAUAAUAGAGCCAGAGAAAAGAAAGAGACAUGGAUGUCCUUCUUGGGAGUUGAUUCUGAAGGGAAAGAGAGGAUUGCAAGGGAGCUGGCUAGAGUUGUGUUUGGUUCCGAGGAUAAUUUUGUCCCCAUCGGGAUUAGUAGCUUAUCCUCGUCGGCGACGAGGGCCGACUCCGCCGAGGAAGAAGUGGUGAGCAAGAAAAGGGCGAGAGAUGAGCAAGGAAGAAGCUAUCUUGAGCGGUUCAUGGACGCGGUUCGAGAAAACCCUAGCCGGGUUUUCUUCAUGGAGGAUCUUGAUCAAGCCGAUUACCAUUCCCAAAAGGGAAUCAAGAAACUCAUUGAAAGCGGGAGCUUUACGCCGCCGCACGACGGCGGCGGCGAGGUGGUGGGAAUGAAGGACGCCAUUGUCAUUUUCAGCUGCGAAAGCUCCGGCUCGAGAGCCCCCUCUCCUCCUCCUUCCCCGCCAAAACACAUUCAAGAAAACAAAGAUCAAGAAAAGCCAUGUUGGGAUCUUAACGUUGCAAGUGAAGAUCAUAGUGACGAACGUUGUUCAACUCCGAACAAUAAUGCUGGGAUUUUGGAAGCUGUGGAUAAACAAAUCCUGUUUAAAAUUCAAGUCUUGUGAGAGCACGAAAUCACAAAUCCUGUCGGGUCGGAUGUGAAACUAGCACUCAGAAAAUUAUGUAGAAUUUUCCUUUUUUUGUUUAUUUUCAGUCUUUUUUUUUUCUUUGUUUGUAAUUUUAUGUUUAAAUUUCAAAAAAAGAAAUGGGGGAAAGGGGUAAAGUUAAGAUUAUCUGACAGGUCCCAUAGAUUUUAGGUGGAGUUGAAGUAGAAUGAAAUGAAAUGUACAUUUGACGUACACUUGUUUGUUCUUGUUGUGUUUUACGGUCAAUAAUUUUAAUAUAUUUUAUGGUUUUAAGCUGU